GAAAGAGAAGCGAAGUUGUCCUGCUGGCCGCCAUUAAACAAUUCAAUCCCUGAAGUGAAAGAAUGGAAUGAUCUGGAUCUGGACUUCAAUCUGGAUCCGGAUGUCCCCAGGCCCCAAGACCAUGAGCAGUCUCGCAAUCGCUUGAAUCGGUUUCCCUGGGACUUGGAACUUUCUAAUGUAUUUCGCGCAGCAGUGGCUGUGGUACGAAUUGUUUGAUAACGGUGGAGCUAACUAUGCUAACUGGCUAAUAAGAGUUCCUUCACAUCACUCACUAGCUAACGGUAGCAUUAGCACAGACUCGUCGUUAAAGGCUUUACUUUGUACUGUUUCCCUUUUACACUGUUUAAAGUUUUUAUCUUUAUUGUUAAAUCAACUUUUUAAUUCUUAAAUUUGAACUAUAGUGUCAUGUGAGAACGGAACCGUUUGACGGUUGAAGUCAUGUUAGCAGUAGGCUAGCUCUGGGCAUCGUCAAACAAUACAUUUCUAAUGGGAGUUAGCGGCUAACUGCUAACUGGGCGCUUCAAAGACUGUGAUUUCCAAAACAAAUCAAAAAACACAAACUGCAGUGAAUAGGGGCUCACUGAGAGUGACCGCUGUAAUUGCUCAUUCUGAUCCUCGGACCAUGGACCUGAGAGCUUCGGCACCGCAUUGACACAGGAUGAGUUCGUGCUUUGUAGCAAACGGGGCCAGUUUGGAGGACUGCCACUCCAACCUCUUCUGUCUGGCUGAUUUGACUGGAAUCAAGUGGAGGCGUUUUGUAUGGCAGGGCCCCACCUCCUCACCCAUCCUGUUCCCUGUGACGGAGGAGGAUCCAAUACUCUGCAGUUUCAGCCGCUGUUUGGCGGCCGAUGUGCUGAGUGUGUGGAGGAGACACCACACCCCGGGCCGCAGGGAACUCUGGCUUUUCUGGUGGGGGGACGACCCAAGCUUUGCUGAACUUAUCCAUCACGAUCUAUCCAGUGAGGAGGAUGGCGAGUGGGAGAGCGGCCUGUCGUACGAGUGUCGAACACUCCUGUUCAAAGCCAUCCACAACCUUCUGGAGCGAUGCCUCAUGAACCGCGGCUUUGUCCGCAUCGGCAGGUGGUUUGUGAAACCAUACCAGAAGGAUGAGAAGAGCAUUAACAAGAGCGAGCAUCUGUCGUGUUCCUUCAACUUCUUUGUACACGGCGACAGCAAUGUGUGCACCAGUGUGGAGAUCGCUCAACACCAGCCUUUGCAGUGGCUGAAUAAGGAGCACCUCAGCGUUGCCCAACAGAGCUCCAGCCCCCUGCAAGUCAUUCUCAGCCCAUAUGGUUUAAACGGGACCCUCACCGGUCAGGCUUUCAAGAUGUCAGACCACCCCACUCAGAAGCUCAUUGAGGAGUGGAGGCAGUUCUAUCCCAUCAGCCCCAGUUCCAAGGAAAUCCAGGAAGAUAAGAUGGAGGACACGGAUUGGGAGGACGACUCCCUUGCAGCUGUGGAGGUUCUUGUUGCUGGCGUCAGGAUGGUGUAUCCCUCCUGCCUGGUGCUCCUCCCUCUGUCAGACCUCCCUGCUGUGGUCCCUCAGGGCUCGCUCAACACCUCAGGAAGUCUGUGUGUGGCUCAACAGGGCCAGGCAGUACACAGAGACCCUGCCAUGUCCUCUGUCACUCUGACUCCUCCAACAUCUCCAGAGGAGGCUCAGACUGACUAUCAGCCUGCCUACAAGUGGCUCAAGUUGUCAUCGGCCUCUGAUGGCUACAGCAACAACAACAUGCUCCAUGGUGGAAAAAUCCCUCGAAGGCUGGUCAGCCACAUGGUGGAGUCGGUGUGGCAGGAGUACAACAUCAAUCGCACAGAUAACAAGAGGAAGUUUACAUCCUUGACAAAUGGAAACUGUGAGGAGGGGCCUGAUAAAACCGGACAGUGGGGUUUUGUAGAAUCGUCUCAUAGACCCCAUUGCAACUGCUUAAGACAUAAGAAUCAGAAGCAGCGAUCCAGCAGCACCUCAGCCCACCUGCCAGCAUCAGGUCCAGCUCCUCUUCUUGCUCCCAAACACAAGAUGGGAGACAAGCUGGAGAAGGUGGAGAAGCAGCAGAAGAGGCCACAGACACCUUUUCACCACCGCAACUCUGUGUCUGAGGAUCAGUCCUUAGAGCCACAGACCCAGAGGCUUUGUCUCAGGCCUCAGGAUGAGGCCACCUACCCCAGCCUACACCAUGUGGACGCAGCAGCCUCCUCUAAAGCUCCUGUUCUGCAUUCCCACGGUCCUCCCUCAGACCUCACAGGCUCCCCACCGCCUCCUCCUCUCAGCCCCCAUCCCUGUGAUCAGAGUGAAGGUGACGGGACCUCGUGUGGAGCAAAAAACUCAUCCACGCCUGUUCACCAGACUUUCUAUCCCCCCUCAGUGGAACCCUGCCUACUGCCACAGAAGAGUUUGUCUGAGGAGCCUCCGUUGGAGAACCUGCUCCUUCCCCUUCCUUCAGCCUACAGUGAAAGUCAUGAACCUACUGUCUUUAUAGGAUCAGCCAUAAAUCCCAAUGAAGAUUCUUCCCACAAUCCCUGGAAGUACUUCAAGCUGCCCAGGAAGAAAGCCACCAACUUUAUGACCCCUCAGCUGCCGGUAGAUAGAUUUCGAGAAGAUUGUGGAGGAAAUUUAGGAUCGGAAAGUGUAGUAUCGGUGACUGAAGUCAUGUCUGGCUCCUCACACCAGUUGAAAGUGUCACAGGAACUGGUGAAGACCUACACCCAACGAAAGAGCAGCCAUUUGGCCCCUCCCACAGCGGACGAAGACCACAGUGAUGAGCCAGAUCCUUACGCUUUCGAAGAGGGUGACGACGAAUUCACCUUCACUGACAGGAAAGAAAAGUCUGGAGCUGACAGAGAAGGAAACAGGAAACACAAGGUGGAAGAAGGAACUGGAAAUUCAGCAGAUGAUGGUCAGGGCCCAUCUGGUACAAAAUCUUUGGCCUCCACUAGUCUCAUCCACGAGAACGACCUGGCCGUGUCCUUCAGUGACCUAGACAAAAUAUUUAACUCCGACGAAGAUGAGUUGACGCCUGGAUCUAAAAGAACUGGAGCUGCAGCUGAGGACAAGUUUGGCUGUAAAGAAGCCAAAGCCACCACUCUGGACUCUCUGUCUUCCAUAAGCUCAGUCGAUCUGCACCAGAUGUUUCCAACACCUCCAUCCUUAGAGCAGCAAGGAUACUCCCCCAUGAACUCCAGCAGCAAAGAGAGCCUGGAAGCAGGGGCGGGCCUGGUUCUGAUGGAUGGAAGCCAGCUCAACACCCACUUCAAAAUGGAGGUGGAGGAGGGAUUCUGUAGCCCUAAGCCUUCUGAGAUCAAGGACUUUUCUUUUGUGUACAAGCCGGACACGUGUCAGUCAUUGAUUGGCUGCUCCAUGUAUGCUCCUCUGAAGUCACUGCCCAGCCAGUGCCUGCUGCCCAUCAAACUGCCAGACAACUGCUCCUACACGCCCAGCUGGACCCUGGGUAAAAUGGACCUGAUGGCACCAGUGACAAACGUCAACCUCCUGACCAAAGACAGUAAUGUUCCCAGUGUGGAACCAGACUACAGUCAGAGCUACACCCCUCAGACACACACACCCUUUAUAUCCAGCAGUGCUCCACCCAGUAACAGUGGUGCAGGAAUCUUGCCAUCUCCAGCCACGCCACGAUUCUCCGUACCUACGCCUCGCACACCGCGUACACCACGGACUCCCCGUGGACCGUCUAGUGUCCAGGGCUCCCUCAAAUAUGACAACUCUGACCUCUACUCCCCUGCCUCCACCCCUUCCACCUGCCGGCCUCUGAGUUCAGUGGAGCCAGCCACUGUCCCUUCUAUCCCUGAGGCCCACAGCCUCUUCGUCACCCUCAUCCUCUCUGAGUCGGUAAUGAACCUCUACAAGGACUGCAACUUUGACAGCUGCUGCGUGUGUGUCUGCAACAUGAACAUCCGAGGUGCUGACGUGGGUGUGUACCUCAAAGACAACGGUGAGGCCCAGUAUCCCUGCACCUGCGGCUUCAGCGCAGUCACCAACCGUCGUUUCGGACAGUCCGCGGGGCUCUUCCUGGAGGAUGAGCUGGACGUGGUGGGUCGAGGCUCGGAUGCGAGCCGGGACACCGAGCGUUGUUUUGAGGAGCUCCGUGCUUCUAUGACGAACCAGGUCAGUGGCCUGAAGGAGAAGCCUCCGGAUGAGCUGAUCCUGCUGCUGCAGGACCAGUGCACCAACCCCUUUGCCCCAAUGGCAGGAGUGGAGUACCCAAAAGCCAGUGCCACCCACAGUUCAUUCUUGAGAGUUGGGGAGAGAGACUGUUACAACGACUGCUACAUGGCCCUGGAGCACGGCCGGCAGUUCAUGGACAACAUGUCGGGAGGAAAAGUGGAUGAAGCGCUGGUGAAGAGCACCUGUCUCCAUCAGUGGCCAAAAUGUAAAUCUGCAGAUAUGAGCAAGCUUUUCUCUCAGGACGUCCUGCGUGUCCUGCUGUCCCUCCAGCCUGUCCUGCAGGACACCAUCCAGAAGAAGAGGAGUGUCCGCUCCUGGGGUGUUCAGGGACCACUCACCUGGCAGCAGUUCCACAAGAUGGCCGGCAGGGGGUCAUAUGGCACUGAUGAGUCUCCUGAACCUCUGCCCAUUCCCACCUUCUUGGUGGGCUACGAGUACGACUUUGUGGUUCUGUCUCCAUUUGGUCUGCCUUACUGGGAGAAACUUCUUUUGGAUCCUUUUGGCUCCCAGAGAGACAUUGGUUACGUCGUCAUCUGCCCAGAAAAUGAGGCUCUGCUCCACGGGGCCAAGAUCUUCUUUAAAGAUCUGUGUGCUAUGUAUGAGGCAUGCCAGCUGGGACAACACAGACCCAUCUGUAAAAACCACCCUGAUGGCAUUCUUAAGGUCGGUACCACAGAGGGAAGGAACCUGCCAGAGCAGCCCCUCAGUGACUGGUUGAUCAAGGUCUCGUCCAGAGAGGGAAACAAUGAUUCCAUUAAUAAGCUCAAACUCUUUGCCCAAGUGUGUCGCUACGACCUAGCUCCAUACCUGUCAGAGCAGAUUCUAGACAGCUCACUCUUGUCCCAGCGCUGCUCCUCCUCUCAGACCUUCAGUUCCUCAGGACUUUCCAACGCUAGCUCUGCAGUGCCCCCUCAGCUUGGCAGUGGUGGGGCUGCUCCUUCAUCGUCCUCAGGCUCACAGACCACCUCAGCCAAGCCUGGCUCCUACUCUCCCUUUGGAUCUACAGUUUUGCAGGGUGGUGCCUCACAUAAUGGACUGCAGCCCCCACAGCAGGGGGUAGCAGGGCUUUCAGAGAAUGGAGCAUCGACCAAUCAAACACAAGGUUCCAGUGAGACACCAGAGAGCACAAUGGAACGGGACAAAGUGGGCAAGCCUACAGACGGAGAAUCCCAUGCUGUGUCCUACCCUCCAGCCAUUGUGGUCUACAUUGUGGACCCCUUCAGCUACAUGGACGGGGACAGAGAAGUCCACUCCAGCACCUUCACUCUGGGUCUUCUGCGCUGCUACAUGGAUAUGCUACACUUCUUACCUGCCCACAUCAGACAUGCAGUCUCUGUGCAGAUUGUUCCCUGUCAGUACCUGCUGCAGCCGGUGCACAGUGGUGAGCGUCAUCUCUAUGGUCAACACCUCAAAUCUCUGGCCUUUUCCGUCUUCACCCAAUGUCGGCGACCUCUGCCAAACUCUACCAACUUCAAGACUCUGACAGGCUUUGGCCCUGGGCUGGCCCUCGACACCGCUCUAAAGAAUCCUGAGAGGCCCGAGUGUCUUCGUCUCUACACGCCACCCUUCAUCUUGGCUCCGGUCAAGGACAAGCAGACGGAGCUUGGAGAGACGUUUGGCGAAGCAUCACAGAAAUACAACGUUCUGUUCGUGGGUUACUGCCUGUCACAUGACCAGCGCUGGCUCCUAGCCUCGUGUACAGACCAGCACGGAGAACUGCUGGAGACCUGCAUCAUUAGCAUCGAUGUUCCCAACAGAGCUCGCAGGAAAAAGGGUUCAGCCAGACGACUGGGUCUGCAGAAGCUCUGGGAGUGGUGUCUUAGCCUGGUGCAGGUGACAUCACUGCCUUGGAGGGUCGUCAUUGGACGGCUAGGAAGGAUGGGCCACGGAGAGCUGAGAGACUGGAGCAUUUUGCUGAGCAGACGGAAUCUUCAGUCCCUCAGCAAACGCCUGAAGGAAACAUGUCGGAUGUGUGGAAUAUCCGCUGCUGACACUCCCAGCAUCCUCAGUGCUUGUCUGGUUGCCAUGGAACCACAGGGGUCUUUUGUGAUCCUUCCAGACUCUGUGUCGACUGGGUCAGUCUUUGGUCGCAGCACCACGUUGAACAUGCAGACGUCUCAGCUCAGUACACCUCAGGACACGUCUUGCACCCAUAUCCUGGUGUUUCCCACCUCAGCCAUGGUGCAGGUCAACACCAACACCACCGAGCCCAUCGACAUCAACUUUAAUCCUAUAAACCCUGAUGGAUCUGAUGGGAUGGGAAUCUUUGACCUGUUUGACAACGACAUGGUGGAUCCAGACCUCAUCAACAUCCUGCCUAACUCCCCUACCACCUCCCCUGUUCACUCCCCAGGCUCCCACUAUCAUCAGGGGGGAGAUGGAAUCAAGGGCCAGAGCACAGACCGAAUGGAGUCCCAUGAGGAGGCUCUAAAUAUCCUUCAGCAGCCCAUGGCUCUAGGUUACUUUGUGUCCACGGCCAAAGCAGGUCCUCUGCCGGACUGGUUCUGGUCCGCUUGUCCUCAGGCCCAAAACCAGUGUCCUCUCUUCCUCAAGGCAUCUCUACACCUGCACGUGUCCUCUGUCCAAUCAGAUGAGCUGCUGCACAGUAAACACUCCCACCCUCUGGACUCGAACCACACUUCAGAUGUUCUCAGAUUUGUUCUGGAACAAUACAACGCCCUCUCCUGGCUGACCUGUGACCCUGCCACACAGGACAGGCGCUCGUGUCUCCCCGUGCACUUUGUGGUUCUGACCCAGAUGUACAACUUCAUCAUGAACGUUCUCUAACACCUGGUGGUUGCUCUGCCCCUAUUCUGCCUCCAGCACCACCUUUUCUGUCUCCAUCCAAUCAGAUGCCAAGAAUCAAUUUCAGAGGUUUGGGAAGUGAGGAGAGGUCAGGAGGACGUUUGCUGAAGGAGAAUUAAGUGUUUUUAAAGAGCGUAGAUGAAAAUCUAGCAGAUUUUAUGAUGAGGAAAAAAUGCCUGCAUAUAAUUAUUUAUUCAAAAUUUUUAAAUGUGGAUUUUUUUAAAGAUCUUUUUAUAAAUAACAGAAAAUUCCCGGAAGCAUUUUAAAGAGCGACUGCCGGGACACAAAUGUGUUUACUCCUGACAUUUAGAAUCUUAUUUUUUCUAAAAAAUAAAAACCACUCAGUGUUUUUGCAGUUGGAAAAUGUGGACAGUGAACAAAAAACUGGACAAGAGUUUGUGUUGACAGGAAAAACUGAAGAUGAAUUAAAGGUACAAAUGUUGUCAGAUGAUCUAUUUUAUAUAAACAGAUUUAGGUAAGUUUGGGUAUGUGUGUGUGUGUGAGAGCGAGUGUGUGUAUAUUGUGUACAUAUAAUUGUGUGCCGCUACUGAAGGUGUAGCUUCUGUUUUAGAAUUAAAGUGCGUCUACAAACUUAAAAA
This is a messenger RNA of Cynoglossus semilaevis (tongue sole), 7587 nucleotides long. RefSeq names its product mediator of RNA polymerase II transcription subunit 13-like. Gene Ontology annotation, molecular function: transcription coactivator activity. The transcript has 30 exons. Gene Ontology annotation, biological process: positive regulation of transcription by RNA polymerase II. The record is from RefSeq and is a predicted model, not a curated record. Gene Ontology annotation, cellular component: mediator complex. Bases 659 to 6970 code for a protein of 2103 amino acids. NCBI's taxonomy places the organism in Eukaryota, Metazoa, Chordata, Actinopteri, Pleuronectiformes, Cynoglossidae.